UAGAAAAGCCGUCAGUGAAUGGUUAGAGAGAGAAAGUGAUCCAUAUAGAGAUGGAAGUGAUAAGUAUGAAGAAAGAUCAGAAGAUGGGUUUCGAGGAAACAGAACUGAGGCUGGGCUUGCCUGGAAAUAAUGGAGGCUCCGAAACAGAAGUGGUGAGAAAGAGAGGUUUCUCUGAAACUGAAUCAGAAACUGUGGACUUGAUGUUGAAUCUCUCAUCCUCAAAGGAAUCAGCAGAUCCAACUGAUAACCUCAAGGCUUCGCCCAAGGAGAAGACCCUUCUGCCUUCUGAUCCUGCCAAGCCUCCCGCCAAGGCGCAAGUGGUGGGUUGGCCACCAGUGAGAUCCUUCAGAAAGAACAUACUAAAGAACAGUGGAGAAGAGAACGAGAAGGGAAGCCCUAAUAAUGGAAGCUUCGUGAAAGUAAGCAUGGAUGGAGCUCCUUACCUUCGCAAAGUGGACCUCAAGUUGUACAACACGUACCAAGAUCUCUAUGAUGCCUUGGCCAAAAUGUUUAGCUCCUUUACCAUUGGCAAUUGUGGAUCCCAAGUAAUGAAGGACUUCAUGAACGAGAGAAAGCUGAUGAAUCUCUUGAGCAGCUCCGACUAUGUCCCAACCUAUGAAGACAAGGAUGGCGACUGGAUGCUUGUGGGCGACGUACCUUGGGAGAUGUUUGUUGAAUCAUGCAAGCGUUUGCGUAUCAUGAAAGGCAAGGAGGCUAUCGGACUUGCACCGAGGGCCGUGGAGAAAUGCAAGAACAGAAGCUAGAUUAUACGUAGUGGUUACAGCAGAGAUGUGUCCAUGACCUACUCGUAUAUUCCUUUGUAAUUGUGGUCCGACCGAGACUAAGGAAUAAUGGAGCUGGUGAACAUGGAUUAUAGUUUUUUUUUUCUGUAUCAUUAAUUAAUAUGCAUGUGUAUGGUUUGUUCGGUAAUAUUUCAUACGAGACGCAGUGAGAUGUCUUGAUUAGUAUUGAUUAAGAACCGAAAAACAGUGAUGGAUGGCUUUAUUAUGUGUUUUGCAGGACUUAAUAUUGGCCUUCUUUGAGCCAGCAAAACAAAACGACUUUGGCUUUCUUUAUUAUUUGCUUUAAUUGCCUGCUUUUUCUUGCUUGUUUUAUAAUAACAAGCUUAAUAAUGUGCUUGGCUGUACUAAUCAUUUAUAUCCUUGAAGUUGGAUCGAUUUUUAAUUA
This is a messenger RNA of Neltuma alba, 1188 nucleotides long. RefSeq names its product auxin-induced protein AUX28-like. Lineage: Eukaryota; Viridiplantae; Streptophyta; Magnoliopsida; Fabales; Fabaceae. The transcript is spliced from 5 exons. The record is from RefSeq and is a predicted model, not a curated record. Gene Ontology annotation, cellular component: nucleus. Bases 51 to 764 code for a protein of 237 amino acids. Gene Ontology annotation, biological process: regulation of DNA-templated transcription.